UGGUAUAACCAUAACCUCACAAUCGUGAUGUAGGUAAAUUAUAUGAUAUAGGUAAUAGCAUAGCACGGUUGUUGAAGGCACCUUAAUCUUCAAGAAAAACACAAGUAUAUUAGGACCAGCGUACUUACGAUUUAAAAAUUUCUGCAUUUACUACACCACUGAGAACAGUUUCCAAAACAGUUUAACAAACAAAACGAAAUCACCUGUCUUAUACAUUUAUCUAUCGAUAUAGGUACAUACACGAAUAUGUAAAAGAUUUAAUGUAUUUUCAGUUCAUUCAGUUGCCCAAUGCUCCGUCGGUUGUCAGAGUUGCCGUGGGACAUCCGUAAAUAUUGGACCUAUACGUGGAACGAACGUACCAACAGAUCCGUGAUAUAAUUUAAUUCAAGUAAUCUUUAAAUAAGAAACUCUUUUAUCGUUCCAUAAAAUAGCAUUGAGCUAUGAAUAUAUGUGAGGAACAUCUUGACAUUACGAUAGAUGAAAAUGAAAUUAUUGUUGGUGCGAAAGAUAUUAUAAAGAAAAUUAGACCGUCCUGGCCUUUACAACAACUGCAUUUCAAGAUAUUCACUGAUGGAAGAACAAAUAAGUUGGUAGGAGUAUGGUACUCGGGACAUUAUACAGAUAUGGUCCUGAUUAGAAUUUAUGGCAACAAUUCAGCAUUACUGAUCGACCGAAAAAGCGAAAUAAAUAAUAUCCGGAUAUUGAACAAGGCUGGCUAUACUCAUUGCAUUUAUGCUACAUUUAACAAUGGAUUUGCCUAUGAAUUUUUGGAGGGUGAAACUCUGACCACUGAAACAGUCAGGAAUCCAAAAGUAUACCCAUUAAUUGCGAAACGUAUGGCUGAAAUGCACACUCUCAAAUUUGAAAACGAAUCCGUGUCAAAAGAAGCCUUUAUUUGGGAAAAAACGAAGAUAUUUAUGCAAAUUAUGCCCAAAAGAUUUUCCGACUCCCUCAAGCAAGCAAAGUUUGAAAUGUUAAUACCGUCGCAUGCAAUAUUGGAGGAAGAAUAUCAGAUAUUGAAAAGUACACUUUCCAAAGUGAAUAGUCCCGUAGUGUUCGCUCACAAUGAUCUUCUACUAGGGAAUAUAUUGUACAAUCCAAAACGGGAGAGCGUCGUUUUUAUCGAUUAUGAAUACACUGCGUUCAACCAUCAGGCAUUUGAUAUAGUUAAUCACUUUACAGAAUUUGCCGGUUUUGACGAGCCAGAUUAUUCUUUGUAUCCGGAUGAAAAUUUCCAAAGAAUGUGGUUAAAAGAAUAUUUGCAAGUGUACAAUGCGACGACUACGGUGUCCGAGAGAGAGGUUGACAAGCUAUACUGGCAAGUUACUAAAUUUACUCCCUUGCCCCACUUUCUUUGGGCCUGUUGGGCUCUCAUCCAAAGUGAGCAUUCGCAUAUCGAUUUUGAUUUUUUGGCAUAUGCUGCAAUACGUUUUAAUGAAUAUUUUAAAUGGAAGGGAGAAAUCUCGAAGCUAGAAACAAAAUAUGACUAAUAAAACACGGGGAUAUAGGAAAUACGUAAAUGGCGAAUAUAUAUGGCAUUUUUUAAGUAUUCCGUCCUGAAUACUGAAAUAUUUUGUUUCGAAUGUAUAUAUGUCGGCAAGUGUACACGUAUACGUGUAUAUAUGUAUAAUAUCCUUCUAUUUUGGUAUGCAUAAUAUGUACCACACGUUAUGUAUCGUAUAAUAUUUGGUUUUUAUGUUACAUAAGUGACAUGUAAUUAAUAAUGAUUGUGAUCAAAUAGGACCAUUAUUUUAUAGAAUAUAUUGGUAGGGUGCGAUAUAUAUAUAUAUAUAUGUAUAGUAUAAAUGCAUCUUUACAUUCAUGUGAUUGUAUAUUCAUGAGCGAGAUAAUAUAACUGACAUGAGACAAGAUUACAAAUUUGA
Molecule: messenger RNA, 1883 nt
Organism: Temnothorax curvispinosus
Lineage: Eukaryota; Metazoa; Arthropoda; Insecta; Hymenoptera; Formicidae
Product: ethanolamine kinase 1-like
Exons: 7
Coding region: 441-1490 (349 amino acids)
Biological process (GO): phosphatidylethanolamine biosynthetic process
Cellular component (GO): cytoplasm
Molecular function (GO): ethanolamine kinase activity
Source: RefSeq, a predicted model, not a curated record